AUGGCUACAGCUCAGCAAACCCGUACCCGCGCCGCUCGUCUAGGCGCUGCCCACGGCAACAGACCCCUCCAGGUGCCCAAGGAAUUCAACACCGCCGUCAGCCAUGUCCUCGGCACCACACCAACGGCCACCGUCACGCCUGUGUCCUCCGCCGCCCUGUUUCUGACCAACCUCAAAUUGCUGGAUCUGGACCUGGUGGUUGGCUGGCCGGGCAUUUCCAUCGAUACUUUUGCUGCUGCGGGUGCUGCCGGCGCCCAAGGGCAGAAGAAACGGAUCCAAUGCGUCGAGUGGGCACUCUUCCACCUCUUUGCCCUGUGGGAUCCCGAAGAGACGGCAAAUAAACUGAAACCCUUCUUUCCCCCGCUCGACCAUGUCCAAAGUCUCAAUCUCCGCGCCGCCCUCCUCCGAUGUCUCGAGCAGGCCAAGAAGAAUGGGGCCCUGGGCCGGGACGCCAUUCUCCGGAAGACGAUGCUGGACGACUGCAAGGGCGAGCGGCUGGAGGAUCUCCUGGCCGCCUUCUCCUCCGCCGUGCUCAAGAAGGUCGUGUCGCAAGAGUCUGCCGCCAGCGGCGAGCACCCGCCGCUCGCCCUGUCCAUCGCCCUAGAGAACAGGGGCUACACGGGUGACAAGACGGAGCUGAGCCUCCUCGUCCUCGCACACAAGGCGUCUCUGCAUCGGCUCAAGCGAAACAAGGAGGUCAAUGCAGCCAAGUUUCGAGACUUUGCCGAUCUGCUGGGGGUCAAGGAGAGGACCAUGGUCCGGAAGAAGGAGGAAGCUCGCCUGAGGGCGGAGAAGGGAUCGUCCAAGACCGUCUCGGAUGAAGCGAGGCUUGAGAUGUGGAGGACUCUGCGUAACAACUGGUCUGGCAAUGAGCGAUGGAUGGAGACCCUGCUCUACGGCGAUGCAUCCGUCAAGAAUGACGGUCCGUUUGGCAUGCCGUUUGAGAGGAUGUGGAGGCGAGUUCAGCAAAGCAGACUGGCAGAGGUGGAGAGUCAAGAUAGCGGGCUUCUGGAACAGCUCGAGGGUCGAGUGAAUGCACACAAAGAGAGGCUCGAGAGGUGGCAGAGAUAUAGGAACGCGAUGUUUCCUCAGGGUCAGGCCAACGAGUCGCCGUCAAAACGCCCGGCGCCGGUGAAAUCAAAGAAGGGAGUCGACUUCGGAUUCCGCCAACAUGAGAAUCUCGUGCUUGGGGGAAUGAGCCCUGGGAAGCGGCAAUCUGGAUUAGGGGGUCGGAUGACGGGUGAAUAUCACGAUAUGCUGAACGGACUCAAGAAGGAGUUGGCAAAUGUGGACCAGACCCAGCCAACGGCUCUUUUGUUCCUUCAGCAGAGGAGGAAGCAUGUAAAGAGGAUAUCUGGUGCUUCCGACCAAUUUUCCGAAAUCAGCUCUUUGGGAGACGACAGCUUGGAGAUGUCCCCAGUGGAAGAAGCGGAACCUUCUCCGCCAUUUAAGAGCAAACCUGAUGCCCCGCGAAGACUCGUCAGACCAAAUCUCGCUCGACCCGAUCUCGGGUCUUUCAAAUACCCUAACGCUGCCUCCAACUCCGAGGCAAACAGCGUGGCAUCUCCCGAUAAAUCGGAGGACGGUUACUCGCACCACUCCUCCAAUCCUUCUACUCCACGGGAGAGGUCGACUUCGCGUCAUUCGCCAAACGGGGUUCGCAUCACAAACACUAAUGACGGCCCCAUUACCGAAUCUCCUACGCAGGAGCUCGCCGACCAAAUUCUCGAGUCUAUGAACCACGUGUCGCCUUCGCCCACCAAGCGACGACCAAAAGCGCGCCACACACUUUCCCUCGCGGAACGAACUCGCCUAUCGAUGGCACCCCGUGGCACGUCACUGUUUUUAGAGGACGAGGAGGACCAGGAAGACGAUGAGCCCACUGUGACUCUCAACAUACCUCUGAACGACACGACCACCGAGAUAGAUCCCAAUGCGGAAGUGGAGGAUGAUCUCAUCAGCCGCACACGCAAGAGCAUGGCCGGCUUUGAGAAGGCACGGCAGAAAGCCCAGCUAGAGCGACGCCGAUCGCAACGCAAAUCGAGGGCCCCUCCCCCGCCCAGAGAAAGUAACUUCCCCAGACUGGACGAGGAAGGUGAUGUGCUGGCUGAGGAGCUGAUGGCCGAGGAAGACAUGGAGGCGGUUUUCCGCUCCAGGCCUAAGAUCCAGGCUAGCCCGCUGCCAAGCCCCACGAAGGAGUUGGAAGAGUGGGAUGAUUAG
This is a messenger RNA of Clonostachys byssicola, 2220 nucleotides long. The record is from the annotation of a GenBank genome assembly. NCBI's taxonomy places the organism in Eukaryota, Fungi, Ascomycota, Sordariomycetes, Hypocreales, Bionectriaceae.